CCUUUCUCUCGGCUGCCGAAAAGGCCGCCCUGGAAAAGACAGCCGAUGCCGUCGCUACCGCUGGGAAAGGUAUUACGGGUACGUCGCAAAAAUUUCGAACCGUGGAUGCACACCUCGGCCGGGGGGAUUUCCGCACGCGCAGGCACUCAUUCCUUCUCGGCACCCAAACGUUCCAAAUGCUUCCUUCUUCUAUACCACAGCGUGCGACGAGGGGCCGGCAACCAUCGGGGGUCGUUUCGAAGCCGUCGGGGUCGAGAAUUCCGAGGAAAACCGCAGGCUGUACCGACAGAUGCUCUUCGAGGCACCCGGAUGCGAGGACUACCUGUCCGCGGCAAUCCUCGAUCCCGAGACCCUGUACCAGCGCUCGGACAACGGCGUGCUCUUCCCGGAUCUUCUCACGAAGAAGGGCAUCGUCCCCGGCGUGAAGCCCCACCUGAAAAUCUACACCCUCCCCGGCACCAACGGCGACACGGUUAUGCAGGGACUCGAUUCGCUGGCCGUCCGGUGCAAGGAAUACUAUGCCGCCGGAGCUCGUUUCGCCAAGUGGAGGAGCCCCCUCGUCAUCGACAUGGAAAAGAAGUGCCCGACGGAUCUUGCCAUCAAGGCCAACAUGCACGAUCUUGCCCGGUACGCCCUCAUCUGCCAGAGCGAGGGCCUGAUGCCCAUCGUCGAGCCCGACAUCAGCCUGUCGGGAUCGCACACGCUGGAGGACGCCAUCGACAUCAACAUCCGGGUCCAGUCCGAGCUGUUCAAGGCGAUGAUCGACCACGGGGUGUACAUGGCCGGAUCCACCCUCAAGCCCAACAUCGUGAACCCCGGACGCGACUGCGAGAAGAGCUACACCGUGGAAGAAAUCGCCGAGGCCAACAUCUUUGUCUUCGAGCAGAGCUUCCCCGUCGCCAUGAAGGGGUGCAACUACCUCUCCGGGGGACAGGACCUGCCCACGGCCGCCGCCCGCCUGAGCGCCAUCAACAAGGCCAACAAGAAGGGCCCCUGGAACCUGUCGUUUUCCUGGAGCCAGGCCCUGCAGCUGCCCCUGUUGGACCUCUGCAAGGGCAAGGGCGACCUCCAGCUCGAGGAAAUGAGCAAGCUCUACGUCGACGAGCUCAAGAUCGCCGGAGCGGCGGCAAAGGGCGAGCACGAAUGGGCCAAGGGAGAGGGCGACCACGAGGCCGCCUAGAUUGGAUUGUGACCUUUCGGGUUCCGAGAUCCGGCCGACCGACCGAAGCAUAAAUUUUGAAUUAAAUAUAUCCCGAUCGU
Messenger RNA from Pseudo-nitzschia multistriata, 1260 nucleotides. NCBI's taxonomy places the organism in Eukaryota, Bacillariophyta, Bacillariophyceae, Bacillariales, Bacillariaceae. The record is from the annotation of a GenBank genome assembly.